CUACAGCAAAUGAAUACUAAACUAAUUUAAAUGAGUGCAAGUUAAAUUUAAUAGCAUAGUGAGCUAAACUAAUUUAAAGAGUACACAGGUUAAACAUUGUAGCCAAAACUCAGCUACAUGUUCGUUCUGUGUUUUGUGGCAAUUACGUGAGGAGCAAAGCAUCUCAGAAUCUGAAUCUGAAUCUGAGUCGGACUCGGACACGAUGAGAGCGCAAUUAGAAUCGCGGCUUCGACUUCCAUGAAUUGUGGGUUAAUGUCAAUGCCAAGCGCGUUAAUCGAAACUGGUUUGUCAGCUGCCAGAUUCUAUAUAUAAGAGAUGCGUGUGUCGCAGUCGUGUUGACAGUCAGAACAGUUGUUGCUCGAGCAUAAUGUAUCUACUACUAAUGUGCUGCUGCUGCUGCCUUGUGGCCUUGAUGCCAGCGGAGGCAGCGCUGAAGUCUACCUGGCAGCUGCCCACCACGGAGGAGAUGCAGGCGAGUCUGCAGAGCUGUCGCUUCGAAGCUGCUGGCAUGGAUGCCGAAACUCUGCGCUGUCUGGUGACGCAACUGGGACUCUGGACGGACGAGGAGGGAUACAAUGCGAAGCGCAUUGCCAAGAUAUUUGCGGCACAAAACCAAAUGGAGGAGCUGAUGUUGGUCAUCGAGUAUUGCAACAAUAAGGAGCGACGCGUGGAGCAGCCAGCACAGUGGGCCUUUGAGGCCUACAAGUGUGCCACCUCGGGUCGAUUUGGCCGAUGGGUUCAGGAUUAUAUGGAACAGAUGGUUACAGAAUAAAGUAUAAAACGUAAAUUAAAUUUAUUGAACAAGUAAAUGAGUUGAACUUGUGCGCCGUGAUCAGGGUUCUGGCUGUGGGGUUCACUUUAGGCCUGAACGCUGUGCUUCACCAGCUGCAGAUUGGAGCGCAUGAAGCACAUGCCACCGCGAUACGCCCAAGUGCAGGCAUCGCUACCCUGAGAGUUGUU
Drosophila albomicans is the source of this 960-nucleotide messenger RNA. RefSeq lists its product as uncharacterized. The record is from RefSeq and is a predicted model, not a curated record. The coding region runs from base 368 to 772 and encodes 134 amino acids. Gene Ontology annotation, molecular function: odorant binding. Lineage: Eukaryota; Metazoa; Arthropoda; Insecta; Diptera; Drosophilidae. The transcript has a single exon.